GGAAAGGAAAACAAAUCACCCCCAGGCUCACUGCUGAUUCUACCCCAUCCUGCUGGCUGGCCGGGACUGGACACUGUCACGGGCAGCUGGAGGGACCCAGCCAGAUCUCUUGGAACCAUGAACUUGCUCCUGGUGGGUCACGUUGUGUUGACACUGACCAUUAAGCUGCUGGUGUCAUCCCUGCUGUUCUCUCACUUUCUCUGGAACUCCCAGCCCCCAGCAGAUGCCGCGACCCCCACCUUGGCCACCUCUACCCCCUGGACCACACCCCCUACCCCACGAGCCAGGCCCUCAUCCUGCGGUGUAGGAAGCUGGGAGGCCUUUGAGGGAAGCUGUUACCUCAUCCCAGAGACCUCACAGCGCUGUGUUGGCAAACAACCUGGAUGUGAAGAACACUUCAAAUGUGACCCGAGGAAAUGUUGGACCUGGAACUGCAGCCGAUGGGAAUGUUCCCACCACCAUGGGGCCCACCUUGUGACCAUCGACAGCAGAUGGGAGCUUGAGUUUCUCCAGAAAAGAACCCAAUUGGGACCUUAUUAUUUCAUCGGUCUCAGCAGAACUCAUGAGCGAUGGUCGUGGAUCAGUGACAAGCCACUGGAUCAGAGCAUAGUGCCGCUGCUCGAUAGCGAUAGCCUCCAGACUAGCAACAAUCACUGUGCCACAAUUGGCUACGGCAACGUGUCGACUGCUCCGUGUUGUGGCUUACAUUCCUGGAUCUGUGAGAAGGGAGCCAGUGGCCCGAGACGCCUGAAGACACAGACUGGACCAUAGAGAGCUUGAGCCUGAGGAGCGGGGAAGGAACCAGACACCAAGAUUGUGAGAUUCAAAUGGACAGCAACUGGCUCCAACCGGAUUAACUUGUAUCUCACCCGGCACUUAGAACAGUUCUUCACACAAAGCAAGUGUUUAACAAGUAAUAAUAAUAAUAAUCCUUAGCCUCUGUGCAUAUACUGACUCAGGUGACUCUUUUCUCUUAUU
Molecule: messenger RNA, 978 nt
Organism: Ornithorhynchus anatinus (platypus)
Lineage: Eukaryota; Metazoa; Chordata; Mammalia; Monotremata; Ornithorhynchidae
Product: C-type lectin domain family 6 member A-like
Exons: 7
Coding region: 118-771 (217 amino acids)
Source: RefSeq, a predicted model, not a curated record